AUGGAGUCUCUCGCCACUGACUCUGGAAAAAUCGUAAAGAUGGAAGUAGACUAUAGUGUCACUUGCGACGAAAAAAUCCCUGAAUGCCAGAAACUUGCGAAAUCAGGUAAAUUACAUGAUGCUCUGGACCAACUUCUUGCAUUGGAAAAACAGACGAGGACAGGGGCUGAUAUGAUAUCAACAGGUAGAGUUUUAGUCGCAAUUUGUCAAAUUUGCAGAGAAGCAAAGAAUUGGGCGGCACUGAAUGAACACAUCAUCCUGUUGACUAAAAGAAGAUCUCAACUGAAACAGGCAGUUGUAAAAAUGGUUCAAGAAUGCUGUACCUAUGUUGAUGAAACUCCUGAUAAAGAUGCGAAAGUUAAACUGAUUGAUACGUUAAGACAAGUAACUGAGGGAAAGAUUUAUGUAGAAGUUGAAAGAGCACGUUUAACUCAUAAAUUAGCUCAAAUUCGUGAAGAAGAAGGCAAUGUCCAACAAGCUGCUGAUAUCAUCCAAGAGCUUCAAGUGGAAACUUAUGGUUCUAUGGAAAAAAGAGAAAAGGUGGAACUUAUUUUAGAACAAAUGAGAUUGUGUAUAGCUAAACAAGAUUAUAUUCGUACUCAAAUCAUUUCUAAAAAAAUUAAUGCCAAAUUUUUCGAAGAUGAAGGAGCUUCAGACCUGAAGCUAAAAUUUUAUAGACUAAUGAUGGAAGUUGACCAACAUGAAGGUUCCUAUUUGGCUACUUGUAAACAUUAUAGGGCAGUCCUUAAUACACCAUGCAUUAUGUCAGUGCCAGAAGAAAGACAGUCAGCAGCUCAAGCUGUUGUUUUAUACCUUAUUUUGGCUCAGCAUGAUAAUGAACAGGUUGAUUUAACUCACAGGGUAUUGUCAGAUAAAAUUUUGGAAGAGAUUCCUUUGUACAAACAAUUACUAAAAUUAUUUACCACUCCAGAAUUAAUAAAGUGGUCUGGAUUGUGUGAUUUGUAUGAAAAACCGUUGAAAUCCACUCCAGUCUUUUCUAGCAAUGACCAAGGUCAAAAAAGAUGGGCAGAUUUAAAGUCAAGGGUUGUUGAACACAACAUUCGAGUGAUGGCUAAAUAUUACACACGUAUUUCAAUUAGUCGCAUAUCUGAAUUGUUAGAUCUCUCAUCUGCUGAAACUGAAGAGUUUCUCUCACAGAUGGUCGUUAGCAAGACAAUUCAAGCCAAAACAGACAGACCAGCUGGAGUUGUUCACUUCCAACAAAGCAAGGAUCCCAGUGAUGUGCUAAAUGAUUGGGCACAUGAUUUAACACAGCUCAUGCAGUUGGUCAACAAAAUAACACAUCUUAUUAACAAAGAAGAAUGUGUUCAUAAGAAUCUUCAAAGUACUACAGCUUAA
Molecule: messenger RNA, 1359 nt
Organism: Psylliodes chrysocephalus
Lineage: Eukaryota; Metazoa; Arthropoda; Insecta; Coleoptera; Chrysomelidae
Source: the annotation of a GenBank genome assembly